This is a messenger RNA of Cololabis saira (Pacific saury), 2445 nucleotides long. Its product is annotated as zinc finger protein 835-like. The transcript is spliced from 4 exons. Gene Ontology annotation, molecular function: DNA-binding transcription factor activity; RNA polymerase II cis-regulatory region sequence-specific DNA binding. Lineage: Eukaryota; Metazoa; Chordata; Actinopteri; Beloniformes; Belonidae. Bases 140 to 1522 code for a protein of 460 amino acids. Gene Ontology annotation, biological process: regulation of transcription by RNA polymerase II. The record is from RefSeq and is a predicted model, not a curated record.
ACCAGCUAACCCCUGCAAGCACGCAGAGAUGUGAAGAAAACACAAAAAAAAUCUGCCUUGUCUUUUCUUUUUGCUUUUUGUUGAACUAUUAUUUGUGCCAGGCGCAUCCCGUUUGUUCCCUCUCCUCGCUCCUGACUUUAUGGUCGGAAACAUGGCGACGUGCAUUCCCUUCCAGACUCAGUUAUCGUCAAUAAUGGAGGUUCUGGUGAAGGCUGCGGUGGCUCAAAUCUCCAAACUAGUCGAUGACAAAUGUGCAUUUCUGCAUCUCGAAAUAUCCCGCAAGGAAACUGAGAAUCAGAUGCUGAAAAGGAAGCUGCUGAUGAUGGAGAGCAAAAAUGCACAACUGCAGCGCGGAUUCGAAAACUUCAUGGAUGGAAGAACUGAUGUUGGGAGCAACUGUCAUCAUCCCACAGGAGAUAUAAAGUUUCCUGAGAUUGAAGAUGCUGCUGUGUCCUUCACCAUAAAGGAAGAGAGUCCAGACGAAGCGUUGUGGAGCAGCGAUCCCACCGCACCCGCUUGUCCUGCUGUCCAAUACCCAAAUGCUGCUAACGCUCCAGAGAACCCGCCGAUGAGCCACCCGGAGGCUUCCAGACAGAAACCUGCAGACUUCGGUGGCUCCUACGGCUCCGGUCAGCAUGGCCUUCAGUUCACCAUCAAGACGGAGAAAGAGGAGGACCAGCUGGCGUUCAGACGGGGCAGAUGUCAGCACGGUGGCGGGAAGCAGCAUCCAGUAGCCGCCGACUUCUCCAUGGACGAGCGGGACAGCCAGCUCUGGUCGUCCAUCGUGGAAGGUAACGACAUAGACGCCGGCUUUCCCGACUUCUCCAGCGUGGUGGAGGAAUAUUCCAGCACUUUCUCAGACGUGGUUUCUCACGGCAGCAAGUCGCCUCCGGCCCAGCCACCGUCCUCUCAGAGGCCGUGCAACGGCACCUACGGCGGCGACUACCUGCUCCCGCAGUUGUCCCAUUUCCAGUCCCGGCCGGCGGCGGUUCUGUCGCAGCAGGACAAGCAGAAGGAGCAGGUUUACCCGCAGAGGAACGCCUCGCACGCAGCGCAGCCGAGCCACGCCGAGGAGCAGUCGGACGGGGAGGCCGUCGCCGGGGACGACCCGGCGGGGACUCACCCGCACAACGCCUUCACGGGCAGCUUCUACCCCCCCCACAAGGCCCCGCCCGGCGCGCCCCGCGUCUACGCCUGCUCCCAGUGCGGGAAGACCUUCAACCGCCUGCACCAGUUCAAGCUGCACCAGCAGAGCCACAAGAGGAAGCGCGCGUUCUGGUGCACGGUGUGCGGGAAGACGUUCCAGUGCUCGUCGCACCUCAGCAUGCACCACCGGACGCACACGGGCGAGAAGCCGUACGGCUGCGGCCAGUGCGGGAAGAGGUUCACGCAGCAGAGCAGCCUGAGGGUGCACCAGCGCACGCACAGCGGCGAGCGGCCCUACAGCUGCUCGCAGUGCGGGAAAACCUUCAUCCUCAUGCACCAUCUGAAGAGACACAGGAUCAUUCACACGUACAGCUGAGCCGGCGGCGGCGGCGAAGUGACGGGACGCAACUAACGACGGCAGCUUUUCUGGUUUUCAACCAAAAGAGAGACUCUGUACAUAGAUGUAUAUUUUACUAUGCAGGAUCCAUCUGGGAUGGACUUGAAGUUAUGAUCUUUUUAAAACGUCUCAAACUCCACCGCACCAUCGUUCGAGCAAAUUCAAUAUUUGUGAGAUACUUUCAAAGCUAGAAAUCCAAAAGCACAAGAUCUGAGAUGCAUAAAUCUCCGUUUCCGCUGGUCAUGGCUCAACUCCGUACAGGAACUCAGCACCGCAUCCCUUUUCCACGCAACGAAUCUGCUCAGAUUUGUUUGAAUACCUCUCAGGUUCAUGUUUUCAUGUUAACAUAAUGACACCUUGCCUAUGUGUGUGUCACCGUCCUCGACAGAUAAAUCACUGGCUGAACUUUCGAUCCGCUUUGACUCACCACAAAUGUGUCGGCCUCAGAGGUGAUUUCUGCAGUUUUUAAACUCGUAUAAUGUUUUGUCAUUGUUAAACUUUGUUUUAGUUUUUUUUAUUAUUCAUUUUUCCUGGAUGAAGUCACUAUAAUAAUUAGGAAUCCAAGAAAUGUCAAAGUUAGAAACUUUCCAUGGGUAUUAAGGGACAUUUAUGAGAAUUAAUGGAUAAACUUGAAAUUGGCUAAAUGCCGGUUUAGUCUGUAACAAACAUGAUGAUGGCCAUAUAGAUUUUAUAAAUUUAACCAGCAUCGGUUAUUAACUGUUCUAAUUAUUCCAGAAGAUUCCUCUCGUUUUUGUUAAUUGUACAUCUGGAUGGAAAAUCAUGAUUUUCUUUGUGCAAACUUCUUAAACCAGAAGUUUACCAGACAUUUUCCACAACUUUUCAACCCUGAUAAAAAUAACGAUGAUCUACAACUUUUUCUCCUCAAACCUAAAUUGCAAUAA